This is a messenger RNA of Iphiclides podalirius (scarce swallowtail), 228 nucleotides long. The record is from the annotation of a GenBank genome assembly. NCBI's taxonomy places the organism in Eukaryota, Metazoa, Arthropoda, Insecta, Lepidoptera, Papilionidae.
AUGGCAGAUCAAUGUCAGCACGAUUUUGUACCUAUCUGCGGCCAGGACUCCCUCGGGAUUACGCGAAUGUUUAACGACAACUGUGAUCUUUAUGAGUAUAACUGCGAUGAGAAGAAACAAUAUCGUCAUGUAAAAAUGGACGUUUGCAGAUAUGAAGCAGCCGCCGCAGAAAGAGCGAAGCGACAAAUCAAACACAUUGCAAAUACUAGUCCUGAAGUAAAAUAUUUA